Aspergillus terreus NIH2624 is the source of this 600-nucleotide messenger RNA. RefSeq lists its product as uncharacterized. The coding region runs from base 1 to 600 and encodes 199 amino acids. The record is from RefSeq and is a predicted model, not a curated record. NCBI's taxonomy places the organism in Eukaryota, Fungi, Ascomycota, Eurotiomycetes, Eurotiales, Aspergillaceae. The transcript has 3 exons.
AUGGCUGGCCACAAAGGUCGUCACAGCCAGUUCAGCCAUCAUCGAUGGCCAUGGAUCACCACCCCUUCUCUCAACCUCAGACUCUCCCACCGACGGCCGGAUAUCCUAUUGGAUACAGCCCACAGCCACCAGGGGCUCACAGCUUUUAUCCACCGGGCACGGCCGCAGCGCCAUAUUAUCCCCCGCAGCCCGGCUGCACCGUCUUACAUGAUGAACCAGCCAGAAUACUACCUCGCCCAAGGCUCUUCAGUCUCGUCGAAUCCAAGCUCUCUAACAGUGAGCCCUCCGCCACAGCCGUUAAUGACCCCGAGCACGGUAUAUUCGUCACCAGACUCGGCGCCCGCCUCUUCAGAUGCCGAUCAACAACAAGUCCGGGUGAUUAGCUUCCGACCGAAACCACAGUGUUGGGACCACGGAUGCAACGGUCGGGAGUUCUCGACAUUCAGCAAUCUUCUGCGCCACCAGCGAGAGAAAUCGGGCGUGGUCGCCAAAGCGGAAUGCCCCAGCUGUGGUGCGGUGUUUACACGGACCACCGCCCGGAACAUCCAUGUCGCGCAGGGAAAAUGCAAGGGUGGGGGGAGGGAGAAGUCCAGCGACUAG